AUGAUUGAGAUUCCUUUGGUCAUUGGUCAACGUGUACUGGACUCCAAUCCUCAGACUCACACAUCCCCAUGCAGAAACAGCAACCAUAGAGACAACCGCCUUCCCAAUCCCCUUCAAGAUUCUCUCCAAACUCGAUCAAACGAGAUUCUCGAGAUCGUUCUGUUUUCGAACGCCGCGUCGUGGCGUCGCGUCGAGAACGUCGCACAGGUGGAGCUGUUCCAACAGUUGGAUGCGGAAGAGAUCCUGCAACUGGCGCCAGCCUUCCAGCGGCUGGAAGCCCAGGAUGGUGAGAAGAUCGUGUCCCAAGGUGACGAAGGCGAUCAGCUCUUCUUCAUCGAAUGUGGAACCGUGUCGGUGCGGGUGUCCAACGGUGGGAAAGAGCGGGAGAUCACCACGCUGUCGCAUGGUGACUACUUUGGAGAGGCGGCGCUGCUCCACGGCGCGCCGCGCAAUGCCUCGGUCUACGCGCUCGGGGAGGUGCAGCUGCGCAGUCUGAGCCGCGAGCGCUUCGAGGCGUUCGACUUGCACCGGAAGUUGAACCUGGAGGUGCGAGAUGCGCGGAUGAAGAACGGGCUGCGUGAGCUCAUGGGAGGCUUGGUCUCCGUGAAGACGUUCUGCAAAGCCGUCCUUCUGAUCGGCAUCUACUUCGGAGUGGCGGUCUUGAUCUUUUCAUCUUUGGAAGGAUGGACUGGGCUUGAUGUGGUCUACUUCUCCAUCAUCACUCUUAUGACUGUAGGCUAUGGUGAUUACGCGCCCAAGCACUGGGGCUCUCGCUUGACCUUGGUCUUCUUCGUCUUGGCCUCAUUGGUGCUGGUCGCCACCAGCAUCGGCGAAUUCCUGGAGACCCUGGUGGCCCUCGAGAUCCGGAACGAGCGCGCGCGCAAGGCCCUGCAGCUGAAGCAAGCGCGGGUAGGGGUCUUUGAUUACAGCGGGCAGCGGCAGCGCUGGCGACGGAGGACCUGCGCAUGUGUGGGGGCGCUAUUGGGGCUCUUGUUGGUGAGCUCCCUGCUGGCGAAAGCCUUCGCGCACAAGUGCCACACUUGGGUGGAUGCCUUGUACUUUAGCGUGGUGACACUCUCUACCAUCGGCUACGGCGAUUUGACGCCAGGGCGUGAGCCGGGCUCGCGCGUGGUGGUGGGCAUCCUGGUGCUCUUCGGCGUGCCCUUCUUCGGCAUGAUGCUGGCGCGGAUCGUGGAGAUCGCCUACGGCCGUGCCAAGAAGAUGGGGCUCCCCGCCGUGGUGGGCGGCUUGACCAACGAGAAGUUCGAGCAACUCAUCGAGUUCACGGACCAACUCUGGAGGGCGGGGGGCUACAACUCCCGGCCUCAGGAGAGCUUGCGUGAAGAGAUCACUCCCUUCGAGUUUCUUUGCUUCAUGCUCACGCAGAAUGAGUCUGUCUCCUUAGAUGAGAUCAAGCAGAUCAUGGCGAACUUCUCAGAGUUGGACUUGAACAAGACCGGUCUUUUGGAUCAGUCUACAGUCGACGAGUGGCUGAGGCGUGGCUCCAGCAAUCCGCAGGGCUUCGCACCCUCGAGGCGUCUGAAGCGACUCACGACCAGCCCCAGCAACGCGACGGGCCUUGGCCCCAGCCCUUGCAGCAGUUUGAUCUCGAUGGCCACAGCCUUCACCGAUGAAUGCUUCGACCCAUGCCAUGAGGCGGCGGCCUGGAUGGCUCGGCUCCACCAUCGCGUGACGGCCGCCGGCCACGACGACGGGUCGGUAGAGAAGAAGGGAUUCAUGCCCGCCUGGGAUGAGGAUCCGGAAGCCGAUUCUGGGGAGCUUCUUUGUGCAUGCCUUCCAACAAGCUGUUGUCCAGUCGUUCGCAAGAGACUGGCCUGCCGGCGUUUGCUGCAGGGCGGCGCCUGCUGCGCCGUGGCCUCUGCUGUGGCCUCCGGCGUGCUGGCGCGGGUGCUGGCGCCGCCACCCGCGGAGCCGGCGCCGCCACCGUCCUCCUGCGGGGUGGCACGGAACUCCACGACCACGUGUGUGCCCUGGACCUUGGCAGGGACGCACCUCUUUGACCGGAGAACAGGUGAGUUGCAGAUGGACAAAGCCAAUACGCUGGAGGACUGCUGCCAGGGCUGUGACGGUCUGGCAGAGUGCCAGGCCUGGAUCUUCGAGCGCAUGGCCAAGCGAUGCCGUUGGAUCCGCUUCGAGGAUGAGGUUUGUGAACGAAAUCCUGAACAUCUUGGUUGUAGAUGCUACACUCACUGGGGCACCGCUUUUGGCUUCAAGGCCAAAUCGAAUCUUGUUUGGCUUACAGCCAACUGA
Messenger RNA from Durusdinium trenchii, 2271 nucleotides. Lineage: Eukaryota; Dinophyceae; Suessiales; Symbiodiniaceae. The record is from the annotation of a GenBank genome assembly.